CUUUGACAGUAGAUAAAUAAAAAUACUUUUUACUCGUGUAAAUCCAAUAAUCGUUCAAAUACUUUAAUUUAUGAACUAAAAUGGUUUUAAUGAAUAGAAUGUAUCAUGUUCUAUUUACUAUAGCGACAGUUUUAUCAGUUGCGUUCAGCAUUGAGAUACCUGAAGAAUUCCAGAAGUCUAACCACUCGAACAAUUGGGCUGUAUUGGUAGACACAUCUAGGUUUUGGUUUAAUUACCGACAUGUAGCGAAUGUGUUAUCUAUUUACCGUAGCGUGAAGCGGCUGGGGAUUCCGGACAGUCAGAUAAUUCUGAUGAUAUCCGACGAUAUGGCUUGUAAUCCUCGAAAUCCCCGCCCUGCUACAAUAUUCAAUAACGCUCAUGAACAAAUUAAUGUGUAUGGAGAUGAUGUUGAAGUUGAUUACAGGGGUUAUGAGGUGUCAGUGGAGAAUUUUGUCCGUCUACUUACCGGUAGAGUGCCACCUGACACUCCACGCUCCAAAAGGCUACUUACAGAUGAAGGAAGCAAUAUAUUGAUCUACCUCACUGGACAUGGAGGGGAUGGCUUCCUGAAGUUUCAAGAUUCAGAGGAAAUCACUAGCCAAGAGUUAGCUGAUGCUUUAGAACAAAUGUGGGAGAAGAGAAGGUACAAUGAAAUAUUUUUCAUCAUUGACACUUGCCAAGCCUCAUCUAUGUAUGAGAAAUUUUACUCUCCAAACAUACUGGCUACUGCUUCAAGUUUAGUGGGCGAAGAUUCCCUUUCUCACCAUGUGGAUUCGGCUAUUGGAGUAUACAUCAUAGAUAGGUACACUUAUUACGUGUUACAGUUUUUGGAAAAUGUCCAUCCUAAUAGCAAAAGGACUAUGUCCGAAUUCUUGGCUGUAUGCCCAAAAAGCGCAUGUCUGUCGACUGUCGGAGUAAGGCGUGACUUGUUCAAACGUGACCCUGAUAAGGUGCCUAUCACUGACUUCUUUGGAUCUGUUCGACCUGUGAUCAUCACUACAGAUCCCAUUGAUAUAUUGGAUACUCCUAAAAGAAAGAAAAAGCCUGAGAACAAAACCAAAUCGCCUGUGAAACGGGAAUAUCUACCACAAUUUCCAAUGCAUCUAGUCCCAAAUACGAAAACUGGCUAGUUAAGACAG
Molecule: messenger RNA, 1139 nt
Organism: Spodoptera exigua (beet armyworm)
Lineage: Eukaryota; Metazoa; Arthropoda; Insecta; Lepidoptera; Noctuidae
Source: the annotation of a GenBank genome assembly